This is a messenger RNA of Callithrix jacchus (white-tufted-ear marmoset), 3031 nucleotides long. It is a transcript of the gene TMEM43, whose product is annotated as transmembrane protein 43. Gene Ontology annotation, cellular component: nuclear inner membrane. The record is from RefSeq and is a predicted model, not a curated record. Lineage: Eukaryota; Metazoa; Chordata; Mammalia; Primates; Cebidae. Gene Ontology annotation, biological process: lipid metabolic process; nuclear membrane organization.
CUGGGUCCCACCGUGGCCGCGAAUUAUUCCAGUAUGAGCACCCGGAGAGAACAUGUCAAAGUUACAACCGGCUCCCAGCCAGGCUUCCUGGAACGGCUGAGCGAGACCUCGGGUGGGAUGUUCGUGGGGCUCAUGACCUUCCUGCUCUCCUUCUACCUAAUUUUCACCAAUGAGGGCCGCGCACUGAAGACGGCAUCCUCGCUGGCUGAGGGGCUCUCGCUUGUGGUGUCCCCUGACAGCAUCCACACUGUGGUUCCAGAGAAUGAAGGAAGGCUGGUGCACAUCAUCGGUGCCCUGCGGACAUCCAAGCUUUUGUCUGAUCCAAACUAUGGGGUCCAUCUUCCGGCUGUGAAACUGCGGAGGCACGUGGAGAUGUACCAGUGGGUAGAAACUGAGGAGUCCAGGGAGUACACCGAGGACGGGCAGGUGAAGAAGGAGACGAGGUACUCCUACAACACCGAAUGGAGGUCAGAAAUCGUCAACAGCAAAAACUUUGACCGAGAGAUUGGCCACAAAAACCCCAGUGCCAUGGCGGUGGAGUCGUUCACGGCAACAGCCCCCUUUGUCCAAAUUGGCAGGUUUUUCCUCUCGUCAGGCCUCAUCGACAAAGUCGACAACUUCAAGCCCCUGAGCCUAUCCAAGCUGGAGGACCCUCACGUGGACAUCCUUCGCCGCGGGGACUUUUUCUACCACAGCGAAAACCCCAAGUACCCAGAGGUUGGAGACUUGCGCAUCUCCUUUGCCUAUGCUGGACUGAGCAGCGAUGACCCUGACCUGGGCCCGGCUCACGUGGUCACUGUGAUUGCUCGGCAGCGAGGUGACCAACUAGUCCCAUACUCCACCAAGUCUGGGGAUACUUUGCUGCUCCUGCACCACGGGGACUUCUCAGCAGAGGAGGUAUUUCAUAGAGAACUAAAGAGCAACUCCAUGAAGACCUGGGGCCUGCGGGCGGCCGGCUGGAUGGCCAUGUUCAUGGGCCUCAACCUCAUGACUCGGAUCCUCUACACCCUGGUGGACUGGUUUCCUGUCUUCCGAGACCUGGUCAACAUUGGCCUGAAAGCCUUUGCCUUCUGCAUGGCCACCUCACUGACCCUGCUGACUGUGGCGGCUGGCUGGCUCUUCUACCGGCCCCUGUGGGCCCUCCUCAUCGCCAGUCUAGCCCUGGUGCCCAUCAUUGUUGCUCGGACACGAGUGCCGGCCAAAAAGCUGGAGUGAAAAGACCUGGCACCCACUCGACACCUGCGUGAGCUCUAGGAUCCAGGUCUCCCUCACCCCUGACCCAGCUCCAUGCCAGAGCAGGAGCUUGGAGCAGUUUUGGACUCUGCACCCCCUCUCCUCUCCAGGGGCCAGACUUGACAGCACAUGCAACGGGUUGGUCUUCCCCAUGCCCCUUCUUGCCAGUAAGCAGCUUGUAAAUGGCAACCUGACAGCUUCUCCUACUGUUUCCUUCCUCUCUCCUGGACUGAGUGGGUACGGCUGGCCACCCAGCCCAUCGGCAGCUGACGACGCAGACGCUCCACAGAGGCCUGCUGAUAAAGGGCUCAGCCUUGCUAUAUGCUGCUUCUCAUCACUGCACACGGUGCCAGGCUUUGCCACCACCACCAAGCACAUCUGUGAUCCUGAGGGGUGGCCAUUUGUCAUUACUGCUGAGUCCUGGGUCACCAGCAGACACACUGGGCAUGGACCCCACAAAGCAGGCACACCGAAAAUCUAGUCUGUGGCCAGAACCUGAUUUUUUACUUAAACACUGAAGAUGUUCCAAGGAGAAAAGCUGGACAUAUGUUGGGCUUUACAUGUACCUUAUGGCUUGGUAGAAUCUGUAGUGUGUGGGGUCUCUGAAGGCCCUACUUAAGUUUUUCUUCAUUUUGCUGCUUCCUGUGUACUUUCCUACCGCAAGAGGGAGUUUUCUGAAAGAUUUAAAAAAAAAAAACCACACACACAGACCUGAAUGAUUAAUAUUUCAGACUGUUACGGGAAACACCUUUUAGUCUGUCAGUUGAAUUCAGAGCACUGAAAGGUGUUAAAUUGGGGUGUGUAGUUUGAUAAAAAGUUACCUCUGUCAGUAUUUUGUGUCACUGAGAAGCUUUACAAGGGAUGCUUUUGAAACAACCAUUAGCAAAAGGAUUUGUUCCCUCUGGGAAGAGAAGGUGGAGAAAGCACUUGCUUUCGUCCUCUGGCAUCGGAAACUCCCCUGUGCACUUCAAGAUGAUUUAAAAGAUUAAAGAAAAUAUUAAGAGAAAAGUUGGAAUCUUUAUACUAAAUGAAUGGGCUCCUUCAUAGCCCAGUCAACCACAAUAAAGAACUGGGGCCUGAGGCUUGCUAUAGAAUGCCCACACCUGCCUGGCUGAUUUCACUGGGAGUGCUUUGGGCACGGGCACCUGGGCCUCCUAUCUUUGCUUCUGAGUGGUUCUUUUGCGGGUUGUGUCCAUAGCUUUAGUCAUCCUAAAUAAAAUCCACCCACACCUAAGUCACAGAAUUUCUGUUUCCCAACUACUCUCACACCCUUUUAAAGUAUGCUGUAACCAGGAUGAUGUCUUAAAUGAUUUGUAUACCUUCUCUCACAUUCAGAAACUUUUGCACCUGCUGGGAAUAACUGCUUUAGCAAGUUAAGUAUUUGGUAGAUAAAUAAGGAAGGGGUCAGAACUUCUGAAACCAGAGAUCUGUAGUCAUCUCUCUUGGCCUGGGGUGCCUGUACUAUAAAUGAGUUUCUUUACAUGAAAAACACAGCCAGCCCAAGAUGACUUAUCUGGGUUUGGGAUUGAAUAGUAUUCACUAACUGCUUAUAACAUGAGCAAUUUCAUCAAAUCCCCAAAAUCUUAAAGGAUGGUUCUGGAAAACACACAGUAUAACUAGAUGGUGGCUAAAUGCAAAAUCCUUGGGAUUUGGUUUUUUUCUAAUAAGGAUUUUAAGUUACUGCCAACUUCAAAAGUGUUCUUAGAGAGAAAAAUGUUAAGAAAAAUGUGAAAGCUUUGAAAACCAAAUUUGUAUUAUCUUUGUAUUUUUGAUGAAAAAUUUUGAAAUAAAUUUCUAA